AUGCCUCCUCGUAGAAAUCCAAGACGUAACAAUGUUAAUGAAACACCUCCGCCACCUCCGCCACCACCUCCUCAAUUCGACCCCGCUAUGUUCCAAGCGGCGGUCACGGCAGCUGUAACUGCUGCCAUGUCUCAUAUCAAUACUCCUGGUGCUAGUGGGUCGGGAGCUGGUGCACAUCCUUCUAACCAUGGCGAGAGUCAUGAGCACUUGCGAGAGUGCACUUAUAAAGACUUCUCGAAUGCCAAACCCAGGACCUUUAAUGGAACUGGAGGAGUGAUGGUUCUAAGGCAAUGGAUUGAGAAGACAGAAGCAAUCUUUGAAAUUUGCUCCUGCCCAGAAAGCAGCAAAGUCAAAUUCGCUGCUUGUACCUUUUCGGAUAGAGAUUUAACAUGGUGGAAUGGCCACAUUAAGUCACUUACUCUGGUAGUGGCUAACUCGAUCAGCUGGGAGAACUUAAAAGCCAUGUUACUGCGGGAAUACUGUCCGCGAGGGGAAAUUCAAAAACUUGAGCAAGAACUCUGGGGUCUUACAAUGGUUGGUUCUGACAUAUCAACCUAUACCAGUAGAUUCUGUGAUCUGGCAAUUCUUUGUCCGGAUAUGGUUCCUCUGGAAAGCAAAAAUAUUGAGAGAUAUAUUUGGGGAAUGUCGCCCCAAAUUCAGUCAAGUGUUUUAGCUUCGAAGCCUGUUACUUUUGACAGUGCCAAAGAGCUGGCACAAUCUCUUAUCGACCAUGGAGCCCGUCAAAACUCAGUGGUUGCUCUACGAGAACAACCGAAGGGAAACAACAACAACAACAACAACAAUAACAGCAACAACAACAAGAAGGGUUGGAACAAGAGGAAGGGCAAAUUUCCUUUGGAACCUUCAAAGAAGCAACAAGUAGUGGCAGUCCAUGCCGCAACUGUACCUGCUACCAUACCUACCACUGUACAUGCUGCUUGCCGUAACUGCAACAGGAAAGGGCAUACUGCCCGAUUCUAUAGAAUACCACCUCAACCACUUAACCAAGUACCUGCCGCUGGAGUAGGUCAAGCAUGCUACCAAUGCGGUGAUGUGAGGCAUUUCAAGAGAGAUUUUCCAAAAGCUGGAAAUGCCCGUGGAGUUGGGAGGAUUCUAGCACUGGGUCACGAAGAAGCGGUGGCAGACCCUGCGGUGGUAACGGCUCACGUGGUUGACAAAAAGCAAGAAGUGAAAGACAUCGCGAGCAUUCCUGAGGUCUGUAACCUUCUCGACAUUUUUCCCGAUGAUCUUCCAGGAGUGCCUCCCGAACGUCAAGUCGAAUUCCGAAUCGACUUAAUCCCUUGA
Lactuca virosa is the source of this 1305-nucleotide messenger RNA. The record is from the annotation of a GenBank genome assembly. Lineage: Eukaryota; Viridiplantae; Streptophyta; Magnoliopsida; Asterales; Asteraceae.